AUGGCGCUCUUGCAUUACACGUGGAAGCAACUGGAGCUGUACUUGAAAUGGGCCUUGGGCAAGAACACCACAGUGACGGAGAGUCCUGCGAGAGAGCCCUAUCCGGGCAUAUUCGUGGAGGACCUCAGCCAGUUGAAUCGUUUCAAGCGGAAUGCCUUUAUGUGCGUUGUGGGCGCCCUCUUUCUGAUGGCAUUCUUUGGAAAUCUGAGCACCAUCUAUGUGAACACCAGGAGGAAACUGCGCCCUUUCUUUCGGGCCUGCCUGCUCUCGCUGGCUUUCUCCGAUGUGGUCUCCAGUGUCUUCUGCACCGUGUCCUAUAUAGCGCAGUUCCAUGCGGAUUAUCUCCAGUUGUGGACCAUUGGCAGCUUUAUGUGCAGGUUUGUGCCCUUUGUGACCACUACAUCGGUGCUCUCCGGCAGCUUGACCCUCGUGGCCAUUGCGUCGGACCGCUACCUGGCCGUGAUGCGGCCAGUGCUGGGCUUCUGGAACCCUGACAUCCGCUACAGCUGUCUCUGCGUGGGCCUCAUAUGGGUGUGCUCCAUAGGCGCCUCUGCACCACUGUUUGGCAUCUACGAGUACCACAGAAUCUAUCUCCUGGACCUGGAGACCCCGACACAGCAGACAACAGACGACGACGGGGAGACAGAUCAGAAGCUGGAGGUCACAGAAUUGGAGCUGGUCAGCAUGUGCCUGGCGGGCGUCAGCAACGAGGGCCUCUACUACGUCAUUUUGUUCACCCUCAUCUUCCUGCCCUGCAUCGUGAGCUUCAUCUGGCUGAACGCGGUGAUAGCGCGGCAGCUCUGGGUGCGGCGCCACUACCACCAACACCAGCAAGAGCAGCAGCAGCCGAAUCAGGAGGGACAAUUCAAGCCCCUGCCGGCGGCCAGUAAUGGGGAUGUUUUGAUGCCCUCUUCCCUGGCGAGUGCGAUGGGCGUGGCCCUGCCAUUUGUCAUCGACAAGCCUCCCCUGCCCUCGAUCCCUCCCAGCCCACAAGCUCCAAGGGCGAACAACAUGAAUCAGGAGCCACCGAGUGCCAUGGGACCAGCUGCUCAGGCUCGCGAGGCUCGCCACCGGCGCAUGGUUGUCGUGGUGAUUUUGAUGAUGGCCGUCUUCAUUUGCCUGCGCCUGCCCGCCUGGAUCUUUCUGAUCAUGCGCCUGUACGGCUCCUACUCGCAGCCCGUCGACUGGCUGCUCUACUUCAGUUUUGGUAUCCUGAAUCUCCUCAGCUGCGCCUUGAACCCGCUCUUCUACACCUUCCUCACCCAGACCAUUCGCACUGUAUCCCUGCUGAAGCAGAAGACCAUGGACCUAAUCUGCUGCCGCCGCCCCGGUCGGGGCCAGGACGGACCAAUGCCCACGGAAUCCCCAGAGCCGACAAAGCGAUGCGGCUUGUGCUUCUGCUUCUGCUGUGGCCUCCGGCAGCUGACUAUCACGUGGCGUUGUUAUCCCGCGCACGAUCCACCACCAACCACUGAAGUACGGGGCGGGGAGCAGCCCUCUGCCCAGCGAGUAGUCGAGAUGGAGGCCGAUCCGAGCAGCCUACAGCGAUUCUUCAGCUUUAAGCAUGACGUAUUCCCCGUCGCCCAUAGCCGCGACGAUUCCCAGAGUGCGUCAAUCGAGUCCUCAGCCUGAUACUGAUAGGCAGCGUCA
Molecule: messenger RNA, 1650 nt
Organism: Drosophila persimilis
Lineage: Eukaryota; Metazoa; Arthropoda; Insecta; Diptera; Drosophilidae
Product: gastrin/cholecystokinin type B receptor
Exons: 3
Coding region: 1-1632 (543 amino acids)
Biological process (GO): neuropeptide signaling pathway
Cellular component (GO): membrane
Molecular function (GO): neuropeptide receptor activity
Source: RefSeq, a predicted model, not a curated record